AUGGACCUUGGCAAAUUCCUGCCUAAAAUCACUGAGGGAAGUCUCAGGAAGGUGGCGUGCGCCGCUGGCGUGGUACUGUUGGGUUCAGCCGGCUUCAUUUAUUACCGGCGUUGGCGCAGAACCAACCCGCCACCUGAGCUCUCUCAGCCGGCCACGAAUGACUACGAAGAAAGACCGGAUGAGACCAGUGAUCUUCAGGUCGACAUGCCAAACUGGCAACUGGUGGCUAAUGACCCGCUGCCCACAGAGGAACCCGUGCUUCCGCAUUCUGGCAACUGCGAACUGCAGAGCGCAUCCAGAAUCAUCCGGUUCCUCUCGAGCGAAAGUCACCGUUCUCGGUCUGAGUCAGUGCAGCUCAGACGAUGCUCUGUGUGUGUGGUACAAGGGUCAGAGAUCCAGCAGUGGUGGUUCACCAUUGCUGAGAGCUGCCGUGUAAAUCAUGUUGGUUUCCCUUACUACACCACCAGUGAGGUUUCUUUCACUGGCAUACAGCAAACCUUCCACGAGGUGACCAGGGACUGCAGCCAGCUGUGGGCCGACGGACAGGAGGAUGCUGCUCACUGUGUGGAGAACGCCACCUUUCAAACACCGGACAUGGACUCCGGGACUGACUCCGAGGGCAGCGACGAGGGCAGUCUUUCUCCCGAGGAGAGCGAGGUGCAUUUCAUCAGCUGCCACCCGAAGGACUGCGGCAUCGCAGACGUCGCCCUGAAGCUGCCUGCACUCCGUGAGGUGUUCUCUACCCUGUUGACCAGCGUUCACCUCCAGAACUUGCUGUUUGUGAGCGGCAAAGAGCUGGUGAUGCACCUAGCCACCCUGAACGAGCGGGAUGUGCUCGAGGUGCAGCUCUCUUACGAGGCUCUGAUCCGCUUCCUAAGAGGAGCAGCCAAUCGGAGCUCAAUCGAGCUGGAGAUGUCCGAGAUGCAGCUGAACUUUCUCGAUGUGCUGUACGAACUCGUCGUCUUCGUCUUACGACUCUGCACCCGAGUUUAUGGACGGAGGAUUCCUGGAUCCACUGUUUAAGCACAUCAUGAGUUGGGACCCAGAGAUCUGGGAAACUGCUGCUCAGCGGUGCUUCCUGGCUCUUCAAGAUCAGCUGACAGCUCACUUUAUUAGGAACACUUUCUUGUUGCUCAGAUUUCUCGGUAGCGGGACUGCAAAUUUUACUCAGUAUACGGAGUAGUAAGGUUUCACAGAAUCCCUCUUUACAAAGAAAAAAAAAUUGGUUAACAGUUUUGUGAUUUCAAAGGAAU
Molecule: messenger RNA, 1253 nt
Organism: Trichomycterus rosablanca
Lineage: Eukaryota; Metazoa; Chordata; Actinopteri; Siluriformes; Trichomycteridae
Exons: 15
Coding region: 1-1023 (340 amino acids)
Source: RefSeq, a predicted model, not a curated record